Molecule: messenger RNA, 798 nt
Organism: Babesia bigemina
Lineage: Eukaryota; Apicomplexa; Aconoidasida; Piroplasmida; Babesiidae
Exons: 1
Coding region: 1-798 (265 amino acids)
Source: RefSeq, a predicted model, not a curated record
AUGGCGUCAAUUCUUACUAUGAACUUGCCCUCCGACGACGAGGCUGAUUCGGAUUACUCUCUUUCAGAACCCUCCUCAGGGGACGAGCGUGAGGUUAAGAAGACUAAGAGGCAACUUAAGCGUGAGUUGCUGUUGGAAAAGCAGCGCCAAGACCUUAAGAAUAAAGUUGACGCCUUAUUUGGUGACAUGAUGCAAGAGAGCGAUAAGGCCUACCGUCAUAAGCAAACUGUGAAGGCUACGGAUUUUAUGCUACAGUUCCACAAAAAGGAUUAUUCGUCUCUCGGGCCACAGAAUAGACGCAUUGGCGAGCUGGAAAAUUUCGUGACCCUAUCAAGCAGUAGCGUAUUUGAAGAGCAACAAACCCUAGAUAUUUGCGAGUUCAAAGAGCAAUGCCGAAACACCCCAGAUUCCGAGAAAUUGGAAUUGAUUCAUCGGGCAGUAAAAGACGCAGAUAAAGUCGAGCCAUCGACUAUUGCAAAGACGUAUAAAUUUGCGGGAAAGACGUACACUGUCAAAGAGCACGUAGACAAAUCGUCCAAAAAGUACAAGCAAUUUGCAAAAAAACAGCGGAUGGCGGUAGGAGGCUCGCUUUCGUUUAUUGAUGAUAUGGUGCAUGAGCUAGAUAGUGCGCCCAAGAUUUCAGCCAUUAGAAAAUCUGAGGCCGAUUGGAACCAGUACAAGGAUGAAAACAAGAUUGAUACGCUCCAUAAAGAUCACAGAUUCCUCAAGGAGCAAGACUUUCUUCAUCGCGCACAAUGGAAAGAACAUGACAACUAUCUACAUGUGCGCCGUCAAUAA